AUGCGAAAAUUUAAUAUUAGUACACAUUUAAGCGGCGCUGAUUUAGAUUAUACACCGUCUCUUGUUCUCUUACCGGUCGAUUUUGCAUUGGAAUAUCCUCGACCUGUUUUACCCAAUGUUAAAAUUGUAGGUCCUUUAACACCUAGACCAGCUUCACCAUUGCCAAGUGAUCUUGAAAAGUUUGUUAACGAAUCGCCUCAAGUCGUCCUGGUAUCAUUUGGUACUAUAUUAGACAGUCUAUCUGACGAAAAAAUUGCUAUAUUGCUUGAAGCUUUCAAUAAACUACCCUAUAAGAUCUUAUGGAAAAGUAAGAAUGUUGAUUUAAAAACUGGUAAAAACGUUAAAAUCGUCAAAUGGUUUCCUCAAAAUGAUUUACUUGGUCAUAACAAUGUUGUCGCUUUCGUAACACAUUGUGGUCAUAAUAGCAUGUACGAAGCUGCGUAUCAUGGCGUUCCAGUUAUUGGUAUGCCAGUAUUUGGUGAUCAACCCGAUAAUUUACAGCAACUGUUGCGAAGAGGAGUAGCAGUCGGAUUAAAUACUGGUAAUUUGACUGUCGAUGGAGUUAUAAAUGCUAUUAAAACAGUUGUUACAGACGAUCGGUACAGUCAGAAAAUGAAGGAACUAUCUAUUGCAAUUAAGAGUCGACCUAGAACACCUUUACAGACAGCAGCAGAUUGGAUCGACUACGUAUUAAUUAGCAAUGGUGCUAAACAUUUAAGAGUAGAGAAAUAUAAUCUCAAUUUUAUACAAUAUUACUUAAUCGACGUUUGUUUUGUUAUUUUAUCUAUAAUAUACAUUAUUUUUAAGAUAUUUCAGUUUACUUGUCGUAAAUGUUGUAGACGACAGUCAAAAAGUAAGAAGGAUUAA
Trichoplax adhaerens is the source of this 867-nucleotide messenger RNA. RefSeq lists its product as uncharacterized. The record is from RefSeq and is a predicted model, not a curated record. Gene Ontology annotation, molecular function: UDP-glycosyltransferase activity. The transcript has 2 exons. Bases 1 to 867 code for a protein of 288 amino acids. NCBI's taxonomy places the organism in Eukaryota, Metazoa, Placozoa, Uniplacotomia, Trichoplacea, Trichoplacidae.